This is a messenger RNA of Portunus trituberculatus (swimming crab), 2127 nucleotides long. RefSeq lists its product as uncharacterized. Lineage: Eukaryota; Metazoa; Arthropoda; Malacostraca; Decapoda; Portunidae. The transcript is spliced from 4 exons. The record is from RefSeq and is a predicted model, not a curated record. The coding region runs from base 63 to 1136 and encodes 357 amino acids.
AGACUUCAGUUACUCUCGCGCAGCAGAAGAGACAGGACGUAACUCGACACGUCCUAGUAACGAUGCUAAGGGUAGUGGUGGUGGUGGUGGCGGUGGCGGCGGCGGUGUUGGUGGAGGCGGGAAAGAUAUACUAUCCCCCGAAUUUAGACGACAUAAGGGAGGACAUUGCAAUCAGAAGGUGUUUGAGGGACCCUACCUGUGUUCUGCCCUCACACCACAGAGCCAGGGAGAGGUGCAAGGUUGACGGAGCGGCAUUAGACAUGGUGAACGAAAUUAUGGAAGAGACAGGAAUGAAGAUAACAACACGAACAGGAGGAGGAGGAGGAGGAGAAGGAAGCUGCAACAGGAUGGCAGGGGAGGUGGUCUGGCCUGCCACGGGGGAGUGUGUGGCCCUCCUCACCCAGGGCCCGUGUCCCUUUGGCCAGUGGGUGAAGCUGCAGAAGAACACGUUCAAACCAGUGUGCGUGUCUCAACCGUGCACACUGGGGGAAGGAGGAGGACGAGGCACGCCAUUACUCGGAACAGGGCCGGGGUUGAUGCUAAACGGCACCUGCUACCUCCCAUCUCAGCUCCCUCCAUCCAUACGGUGCCCCAGGAACGAGAAGGCGGUGACAAAUGAACACGGGGAGGUAGAAUGUGAUUGCAGACCCGGGUUUGUUUACUACGACGGUGACAACACGUGUUAUGAACCUUACACACGUGGUCCCUGCCUGCCCGGAUACGUCAUUAGGGUAGAGGACUCAAACUCAAGCGGGCGUGCUAGAUGCUUUCCUAACGAGUGCCCGGAGGAAGGCAUGGUGGUUAUGAAUUCCUCCUGUCACGCCUUGAACACACGCUCCAGCUCACAUGACACCUGCUAUCCUAUUGGCGCGACGGGUCCGUGUGAUGCUGGCACGAUCAUAAUCGACACAAGCCUCUCAAUGCCUAUUUGCCUAACCACACAUAGCAUCUUCAGUGACGCCGUCCUGAGGUGUCCGAGAGGCAGCAGACGGGAUCUCUCUGGGAGGUGUAGAACUGUAUUUGACCGGUUUCUCUCUAAUAUUCCGGUGUUUAGUACUGCAAGACCUGGUGGCGCGUCUGUGUGUCCACCUGAGUUCUUCUUUGCUGCCGGAACGUGUUUAAGGAAAGUUAUUUGAGUGUUUGUGGGAUUGUAAAGUGUUAGUGGUGGUGUUUGUGUAAGUUUGUUGUGUUUGGGUGUGUUUUGGUGCUGGUGGGGUUGUGGGUUGUUUGUGGGUGUUUGUUGAGGUUUGUGACGGUUGUGGGUUGCUUGUGUGGUGUUUAUGUGGUGUUUGGGUGUGUUUUGGUGUUGAUGAAGAGUUCUGGAGUGUUUCUGGGGUGUUUGUGAGGUGUUUGUGAAGGUUUGUGGGUUGUGGGGAUUGUAGUGGUGUUUGUAGAGGUGCAGUGGGAGUGUUUUGGUGUUUGUAGAGGUAUAGUGGUGUGGUAAGGUGUUGUGAGUUGUUUGUGGGUGUUUGAGUUUGUAGAGGGUGUUUGGGGGUUUAAUGGCGUUUGUGGAGGUGUAGUGGUGUUUGUGGAGGUGUAGUGGUGUUUGUGGAGGUGUAGUGGGUGUUGUUUGAGGGUGUUUGAGAGGGGUGAUGAGUUUGCUGUGGGUGUUUGUGGAGGUGUAGUGGUGUCUGGACAGGUGUAGUGGUGUUUGUCGGGUGUAGUGGGUGUUUGAGUGGGUGUUUGAGUGGGGGACAUGAGUUUUUCGUGGGUGUAGCGGCUAUUUCCACAAAGCGACUGCCAACGUUCUGCGACAAGGAAGAACAGCUAUGCAGGAAACACAACCCCCACCCCCCCCACACGCUCCCACCACCCUCACCCACCACCCCACUCACACCCCCUUCCCCCAGACCCACUAUCCACUCACCCAUUCACCCCCCAUGCAUUCUCUUCCCACACUCACUCACCCACUCAUACCCCCUUCCCCAUACUCCCCAGCCACCCACCAUUCACCCACACCCUCCCCGUCUACACCUUCCACCCACCACCUACCCACACCCCUCUUCCCUACCUCUCCCCUCUUUAAACUUCAAUAAAAUGCAUAAUUAUCGUAUUAUAAUGAUCUAUUGUUGUACAGAGAGAGAGAGAGAGAGAGAGAGAGAGAGAGAGAGAGAGAGAGAGAGAGAG